Kogia breviceps (pygmy sperm whale) is the source of this 2261-nucleotide messenger RNA. RefSeq names its product hexosaminidase D (gene HEXD). Gene Ontology annotation, molecular function: hexosaminidase activity. NCBI's taxonomy places the organism in Eukaryota, Metazoa, Chordata, Mammalia, Artiodactyla, Physeteridae. The record is from RefSeq and is a predicted model, not a curated record. Gene Ontology annotation, biological process: carbohydrate metabolic process.
GAGCCUUAAGUCCAGUGGGCAAGAAGUAAGAUCUUAACCAGCCCUGUGGAGAUACCUGAUUCUGAACGAGUGGAAUUAGCAGCGAGGUUCAUUCAUGAGGAUUAAGUCUGAAGAAGAUUUUGCAGCAACUUACAUUGGUAAACAACUCUGAAUGUGUCUGAUGCAGGAAGAAGUGCCCAGACAAGAGGUUUUUUUGUUACAUGACUUCACAAAAAAUAGUACGAUGUCGGGUUGCUCACCAUUUAAGAUGCGACUAGUUCAUCUGGACCUGAAAGGAGCCCCACCGAGGGUCUGCUAUCUCUCGGAGAUUUUCCCCCUGUUCCGUGCCCUGGGUGCAAACGGCCUCCUCAUCGAGUAUGAAGACAUGUUUCCCUACGAGGGCCACCUGAGGCUGCUGAGGGCCAAGCACGCAUACAGCCCCUCUGAAAUCAAAGAGAUCCUGCAUCUGGCCACACUGAAUGAGCUGGAGGUCAUUCCCUUGGUGCAGACAUUUGGGCAUAUGGAGUUUGUGCUGAAGCACGAGGCUCUCGCUCACCUCCGGGAAGUGGCAAUUUUCCCCAACACCCUGAAUCCCCACAAGGCGGAGUCCCUGGCACUGGUUGGAGCCAUGAUUGACCAGGUGAUGGCGCUGCACCCGGGCGCCCGGUGGCUCCACAUCGGCUGUGACGAGGUCUACUACCUCGGAGAGGGUGAGGACUCAAGACAUUGGCUGCAGCAGGAGCCCAACACCAGAGCAGAGCUGUGUCUAUCCUACAUGGAGGCAGUGGCCAGCCACGUGCAGGCCCGGCACCCCACCACGACGCCCCUGGUGUGGGACGACAUGCUGCGGGACAUCCCCGAGGACCAGCUCUCAGCAUCGAGGGUGCCGCAGCUGGUGGAGCCUGUGCUCUGGGACUACGGGGCCGACCUGGACGUCCACAGCAAGGUGCUCCUCAUGGAGAAGUACCGGAAGAGCGGCUUCUCCUGGCUCUGGGCCGCCAGUGCCUUCAAGGGAGCCACGGGGGCAAGCCAGGCCCUGACCCCCGUCGAGCACCACCUCAGAAACCACAUGCAGUGGCUGCAGGUGGCGGGCAGCGUGCCAGUGGACACGCUGCAGGGCAUCAUCCUGACUGGCUGGCAGAGGUAUGACCACUUCUCUGUGCUGUGCGAGCUGCUGCCCGUGGGAAUCCCGUCCCUGGCUGUCUGUCUGCAGGUGCUUCUACAUGGAGGCUUUGCCGAAAACGUUAAAGCAAGAGUGGAGAACUUUCUUGGGACUUCGAGCUUGGAAGCAACGGAUUUUAGGAGUGAGAGGGCCGGCUCCUUCCCUGGCAGUGACAUCUUGAACCUCAUCACACAAGUCAGCCUCCAUCUGUGCAGCUCCGUGGAUGCGCUGCUGGAGAGGGACAGGUAUGUGACCGGAUGGUUCAGCCCCUACCAUCGCAGGCGGAAGUUCAUCCACCCCGUCAUGAUCCAGCACAUCCAGCCCCAGGCGCUCAGUCUCCUGGCCAGGUGGAGCGUUCUCGUGGGGGAGCUGGAGGCUGCCCUGCAGCGUGUCUUCUACCCAGACGCAGUGGAGGAGUGGCUGGAGGAGAACGUGCACCCCAGCCUGCGGCGGCUGCAGGCUCUGCUGCAAGAUCUGGGUGAGGCAGCCAGCCCCAGGCCCGACUCGGGUCAGGACCCCUGAGGGGAGGGGGCCAAGCUCAGGCUGUCGGCCUCCCUGCACCCUCAUCCAGCUGCACCCGGCCCCACGUGCACCUCCUGAGCCCUGGGCAGCCGUGCCAGCAGACAGCGCCCACAGAAACAAGAGUAAACAUGGAAGGAAAAGACACUCUGGGCCUAUGCAGUGAUCAACAUUAGAACUUUAAUUGUUUCAAAAUAAAAAGGAGAGUGGAAGCCAGAAAUCUGAAAGACUGUUACUGGCCCUCACGAUGGUCUGGAGACCCUCCUCGCCCAACCCAGCCCUGGGAGAGGGGAGCUGGCCAAACACCCUCCCUCCUCCAGCCCAGGGGCAAACACACAAGAAACCAACCAUAGCUGUUUCACACCUUUUAAGAAAAAAGUAUUUUAGGUUUAACCAUUUAGAAACCUAACUUUGGCAUGUUCAAAUGACUGUGUGCCCAAACUAAGGGCUGGCUGGUGGCCACCACUGGUAAGGGAGAGGAUCUCAUUUCUCUGGAGUUCCCUGGAAGUUGCUGUCUCUCACCCAGGCAGCCUCAGAACCCUUGGUCCAUGCACCCGUUCCCAGGUGCACAGCCUCAUGGGUCCCUCACUCAGAGGUGCUC